This is a messenger RNA of Catharus ustulatus (Swainson's thrush), 1062 nucleotides long. RefSeq names its product PHD finger protein 7-like. NCBI's taxonomy places the organism in Eukaryota, Metazoa, Chordata, Aves, Passeriformes, Turdidae. Bases 1 to 1062 code for a protein of 353 amino acids. The record is from RefSeq and is a predicted model, not a curated record. The transcript is spliced from 8 exons. Gene Ontology annotation, cellular component: nucleus.
AUGGCUAAGGACGUGUGCAUGCUCUGCCACCAGACCCAGGCAGACACCGACAUCUGUGGCAACAUGAGCGUGAAGGCCCAGCUCUGUGUCCACACCUACUGCCAGAUCUUCGCCACUGGGCUUUUCCCACAAGAGGACACUGGACACUUCCUCCUUGAGGACACCAAGCACGUCAUCAGGGAAGCAGCCAAGAAGAGCUGCUUCAUCUGCUGCAAGAUGGGAGCUAGCAUCACCUGCUGUGAGACCAGCUGCCCCCGCACCUUCCACCUGCCCUGCGCCCCAGACGGCGAAUGCAUCACCCAGUAUUUCGGGACCUACAGGUCCUUCUGCUGGGAGCACCGCCCACAGCAGGCACUGCACCCACUUCCCAGCCAGGACAACACCUGCAGCAUCUGCCUGGACACCGUGGAAGACAGAAUCUCCUACAAAACCAUGGGGUGUCCCGCGUGCCAAGACACCCGCUUCCACCGGCACUGCAUCCAGAGACUGGCUCUGCACUCCGGCAUCGCCUUCCGAUGCCCGUGCUGCCUGAACCAAGAGCUGUUCAUGAUGGAAAUGCUCACCAUGGGGAUCCGACUCUCCAAGAGCCCACCACCAUGGCAGAGCGACCAGGAGGCUGGACCCUCACAGCAGAGGCACGGCCGCUGCGAUGCCGCCACGUGCCUGUGUCCAGGCGGCAGGGAGCACGCCGAGGCAGACGGCUCCUGCGCUGCCCGGGGCACCCACCGACACUGCCCCUCUUUGGGCAAUGGCAAGUACACCUGGGAGUGCAACACCUGUGCUGGCACUGACUCUGGUUCCACUGGCAAAGCAGAGCUUGUGAGCCCCACAACUUCCAGACAAGUGCUGUCAGCACUGUCCCAGGGCUCGUUGCUCCUGAGGAGUAGCUGCUCCAUCAGCCCUCGGCAGGCCGUCAAGCGGCGCUACCCUGAGGAAGAAAUCCCAUCCCGCACAACGUACAGGCCUCCCGCAAAACGCCGCAGGAUGGAGGACGGGCCAGCCCACAGGGCUCACACCAGCAAGCCCAGCACCUCCACCAAGGCACCAUCACAGCUGCCCUAG